This is a messenger RNA of Exophiala xenobiotica, 1337 nucleotides long. RefSeq lists its product as uncharacterized. The record is from RefSeq and is a predicted model, not a curated record. The transcript has 5 exons. Bases 1 to 1116 code for a protein of 371 amino acids. NCBI's taxonomy places the organism in Eukaryota, Fungi, Ascomycota, Eurotiomycetes, Chaetothyriales, Herpotrichiellaceae.
AUGCAGUACUACUUUGUCGCAGGGCUUCGCCACCAUCACAACGAGACGGACUGCUCUUCGGUGCCAGCUCCGGAGACGUUGGAUGACGAUCGACCUUCAGCGCGCUUUACAUCAUUCUGUGGACUAACGCUCGAUCAAGCACGGCCCGGGCAACUCUCUGAAUUUCACGUGCUUGAAGAUGACGGCGAUCCGGGAACAUCAGAGAGCGAUGAAUGGCAGGCCACGGCAAAGGAGGUUGGAGGACCCGAGAAACUACAAUCUCUCGUCCAAGUUGGCCUCGCAGCCGUCCGCGUCAGGGUCGGAAAUGCCCAUCUGCCGAGCUCUGAUGCAGAAACCAUCGAGUUAUCCGGUUUUCGCCUAUCUCGUGACCUGGUCGUUACUUGCGCUCACUUUUCGAACUGGAAGCUCGCUGAAAACAAUGUCCAAUCCUUCCUGAACGGGGCAAAUAGAGUUUGCGAAGCGAUUCAGGCGAUCUGGGUCGGAGGAAAAGGUCAGAGAAACCGCUUUACUCUCCGCCUUUGGGCAAUCCACAAAGAGUGGGACAGCGCCGUUUUUCGUAUCCCACAUUGGCCGGCGAAGGACAGUAAGAACUAUGUUGUCCAGAAAGACGAUGUGAACUUGGUCACUCCGGAGGAACGUCGCAACCUAAUUGGCGCUCCACGGGUGCAAUGCUGGUCAACUGGGUAUAACAGUGCUGUCAAUAUGGUCGAAUUUCGACAACGUUUCGAGGCGUUCUUAAGGCGUCACGGCGACGAGAAGACGAAGAUUGUUCAAGAUUACAAAUUCGACGAUGCCAACCCACCUGGGUCGGGCUUCCUUAUACCAGACAUGAGGACUGUCAGCUUCGGCACAAAUAUCGAACACCCGAGUUGUGCCAAAGACCACCAGGAGUGCGUUGAACUGAGUGCAUGGUACGGGCGAUCCGGUUCAAUGGUUUGCACUGAGAAAGACGGAAGAUCGACCAUCAUAGGCAUUAUCCAAGGAGGUGAAGAUGUCUCUGAUUGCAACCUCAUCUUGCUUUUCAGCACCGAAAUGACGGAAUGGUGGAAUGCCGCUACCGAUCUGGGGGAGAGUUCAGAUCCACAGGCGCUCGCCAGGCGAGUUGUCAUGGCUUGAUCGUGUCUAUCAGAGAAUCAACGGGAUUUCUUGCGUUGCUUUCGGUCGGCUUUUUCAGAGGCUUGGGGGUUUCGCUGGCCUGCUUGAAGUGUCCCAACACGGGUGUGCAUGAUGCUUUUCUUUUGCUAGGUAUCUAGCUAGCUGGGAAAGAAUCGGCACCGGUAGUCCUUCCACAGGCGAUAUACCCCUUCUGACCUAAUUCUAACUACUCGGUCACCUUC